This is a messenger RNA of Blepharisma stoltei, 1529 nucleotides long. Lineage: Eukaryota; Ciliophora; Heterotrichea; Heterotrichida; Blepharismidae. The record is from the annotation of a GenBank genome assembly.
AUACUUAUAAGGAUUUUUUCAAUAAUUAAAUGUAAAUACCUUCCUGAUUGCAUGGAAACCACAAGAAAAUUUUUCUAACACCCCGUUUAAACUAGAACAAAAAAUCCUGUUCCUAUUUAAAAGGGGUCAUUUUUUUUAUAAAGAAAAUUUUUUUAAAGUUUUAAAUUUAAAAGUGAUAAAUUUAAACUCAAUGUUUUUUAAUUAUGAAAAAUUAAUUCAAAAACUUAAUUGAUUCAGGUUGAAAGCUAUACAAAUAAUAUUCUAUUUGCACUUUUUCUGAAAAAAAUAAUUAUCCAAAAUUAAAGGGAGGUUUAAAGUAGCGAAAAAAAUGAAAAAUUGCCUAUGUUUUGUAUAAAUUUAAAGGGGGAGUAAUUAUUCCUAGUUUAUAUGAAAAUCCACCAAUUUUGGUCAUUUAAAUUGUAAAUAUCAACUGAUAAAAAUGCAUAAUAAUGAAUAUGGAUGAAAUUAGUACUAAUGAUGACGUUCAUGAAGAACUCAUUGCCGCGAAGCGCUUAAAUCAUUUUAAAGAAAAAUCUGAUCCUAAAAGCUCUAAAAAGCUUCGAGCUAGGGAGCCAAGAGAAAAUGCAAGUUUAAAGAAAAGUAAUCAAAAUUCAGAAAUUUCAGAGAAUGAGGCAAAUUUUAAUGGAUUUUUGUUUAAAAAACCACAUCUUCUUCCAAAAAUUGCUUUAAAUGAAAAACAGCCUUCAGAACAGAACCAAAAACCUAAAGAUAUAUUAGUUAAAAGCCAUGAUUCUUCCAUUGGUCAUCAUAAAAAAGUAGAAAAUAAAGAGGAGGAAAAAAUGAUAUACCUAGAGUCCACAAUAACAUCUGACUCAAAUGCACCAAGCAUCAGGAUAUUUUGCUCUAUUUGCUUUUCCACACAACUAGAACGGGUUGAACUUGUUUGUAACCAUACUUUUUGCAAAAAAUGUAUCCUUUUAUUAUUUGAAAACAUGAUAAACCUAGGCCGAGUUAUGCCAGAAGAGAUUUUAUGCCCAAACUGCAAUACAAUGAUCUCGGAUGAUUUCGUAAACAAGCAUAUUUCUCAAGAUCAGCAAACUAAAAUAAAUGAACUGAGGGUAAAUAUAAAGAUGCUGAAACUUGUGGCUGAAAAUAAAGCGGUUCAUUGCCCUGUUCCAGAUUGCAAAGGGUUUGGAUAUAUUUCUCCUAAUGAUAUACAUACAGCCUGUAGUGCAUGUAAAGCAGGAAUUUGUGUGGUUUGCAAGAAUGGAGCUCACCCAGGAAUGACCUGUGAGGCUUAUAAAAGCCAGUUCGCAGAAUUUAAACUUGAUGAAAUGAUGCUUAGCAGAAACUGAAAAAGAUGCCCCAAAUGUGGAGCAGCUUGUAUGCGAGAAGAUGGCUGCAAUUAUGUCAUUUGCCAAUCACCAAUAUGCAGAGGUACGCAACCAUUUUGCAAUCUUUGCGGGAAGCCAUUAGUUCAAAAACAGCAUUUUAGUCAUUUUUUAGCUCAAGGACCGUUUGGAAAUAUUUGCAAUACAUUGGAUGGGACACCAGAGCCUCCAGCUUAG